AUGAAAAUGCUAUCCACACUUCAAACACCACGCUCAACCCUCUCUCGUUUCUCUCUCCCAUCCACUUUCACUUCACACUCACACUCUCCAACUCUUCCACAACCCUCUCUCACCACACCCACCUCCCCACCCCAAUCCCAAAUCCUCUCCAUCCGCCACUCCCUCCUCACGCGCAACCUCUCCGCCGUCGACCUAGCCCGUUCCUACCUCACCCGCCUCCGUCUCACCGAGCCACACCUCCGCUCCUUCCUCCACCUCCCUGACGACCAGACCAUCCUCUCCCGUGCACAUGAGAUUGACCGCAGAAUCGCCGCCGGUGAAGACCCUGGUCCUCUCGCUGGUGUACUUGUUGCUGUUAAGGAUAAUAUUUGUACUGCUGAUAUGCCGUCAACAGGGGGGUCGCGGAUACUUGAGGGUUACCGGCCGCCUUUUGAUGCUACGGCGGUCAAGAGAGUGAAGGAGUUGGGUGGGAUUGUUGUUGGUAAAACUAAUAUGGAUGAGUUUGGUAUGGGUAGCACCACUGAAGCCUCUGCAUUUCAGGUGACCGCCAACCCAUGGGAUGUUUCUAGGGUGCCAGGAGGAUCAUCUGGAGGAUCAGCAGCUGCAGUUUCUGCCAGGCAGUGUGUUGUGUCGUUGGGAAGUGAUACUGGUGGAAGUGUGAGGCAGCCAGCAUCUUUUUGCGGUGUGGUAGGUUUGAAGCCAACUUACGGACGUGUCUCAAGAUUCGGACUUAUGGCGUAUGCGUCAUCACUUGAUGCCAUUGGCUGCUUUGGUUCAUCGGUUGCUGAUACUGGGAUUCUCCUCCAUGCCAUUGCUGGUCAUGAUAGAUUUGAUGCCACCUCGAGUAAGCAGGAGGUGCCCAACUUUCUAUCUCAUUUUGACUUAGUAAGUUCCUUGGAAAGUAAGCCGUUGAAGGGACUGAGAGUUGGUUUGAUCCGUGAAACUAUUGAAGAUGGUGUUGAUGCUGGAGUAGUUUCUGCAAUUCGUGCUGCUGCUUCACAUUUUGAGGAAUUAGGAUGCUCUGUGAAUGAGGUUUCACUGCCAUCCUUUUCGCUUGGGUUGCCAGCAUACUAUAUUCUUGCUUUGUCUGAAUCAUCUUCCAACUUGUCUCGCUAUGACGGUAUCAGAUAUGGAAACCAAGUUUAUGCUGAUGAGCUAGACUCUCUUUAUGGAGAUUCUCGAUCCAAAGGGUUAGGUUCUGAGGUGAAAAUGAGAAUUUUGAUGGGGACAUAUGCCCUCUCAGCUGGUUACUAUGAUGCAUAUUACAAGCGAGCACAACAGGUGAGAACCAUUAUAAAGAAUAGCUUUAAGGAGGCACUGGAUCAAAAUGAUAUCUUGAUUUCCCCUGCAGCUCCUUCAGCUGCUUAUAAAAUUGGUGAAAAGAAAAAAGAUCCUUUGGCUAUGUAUGCGGGUGACAUCAUGACUGUAAAUGUUAACCUAGCUGGACUACCUGCCUUGGUUUUACCAUGUGGAUUUAUUGAGAGUGGACCUGCAGGCCUUCCUGUUGGCCUGCAAUUGAUUGGUGCAGCAUUUGAUGAGGGAGAGCUGCUGAGAGUAGGACAUAUCUUUGAGCAAACUCUUGAGAAUGGCAGAUUUGUUCCACCAAUUGUAGCUGAUAGCGUUGAAUAAUGAGUUUAAGCGAUCAUUCUACAUCUUCAUGAUCCACAAAUAAUUUCAUCAGUUUUAUGACGAUGUGGUAACCAAAGCAGGUGUGUUUAAGCUGUUCAGUAUUUCUAAUGGUAUUCAAAAUGAUAACUUGAAGGAAAAUAUGGUUUUGACAUUGCAGGCAAUACUUAUAAAUGUUUUGGUCACACGCAACUGAAACUUGAUUAAGCAAGCUUGAAUGUUCCACUCUUUGAAAUUGAGAAUGUUCACAAUAAGUCAGUAACCUUUCUAGUUGCUUUCUGUUUUUUCUUUGUUGUUUUUGGGGAUCACAAGCCAUUGGUUAGCAUUUCUACCAAUAGUUAAUUUGUCUUAUGUAGUGUAAAACUAGCUACAUUGAUCAAGUGUAAAGGAUCAACUGGUCUUUCGAGUUCUCCAAACAAGUUGGCCUUGUAAUUUACAGUUGAGGAUUUCUUUCUUCAUUAUUUAUUAUUUAAAUUAUAAAACAUUUGGUUAACAAA
Cicer arietinum (chickpea) is the source of this 2123-nucleotide messenger RNA. Its product is annotated as glutamyl-tRNA(Gln) amidotransferase subunit A, chloroplastic/mitochondrial. Gene Ontology annotation, cellular component: glutamyl-tRNA(Gln) amidotransferase complex. Gene Ontology annotation, molecular function: glutaminyl-tRNA synthase (glutamine-hydrolyzing) activity. Gene Ontology annotation, biological process: translation. The record is from RefSeq and is a predicted model, not a curated record. Lineage: Eukaryota; Viridiplantae; Streptophyta; Magnoliopsida; Fabales; Fabaceae.